Molecule: messenger RNA, 276 nt
Organism: Bipolaris victoriae FI3
Lineage: Eukaryota; Fungi; Ascomycota; Dothideomycetes; Pleosporales; Pleosporaceae
Exons: 1
Coding region: 1-276 (91 amino acids)
Source: RefSeq, a predicted model, not a curated record
AUGACAGAGCCUCUCCUACUACAAGAAGACCCAUAUGCUCUAGCUCACCGGUACAGAGAGUACAUGAUUGAACAUCCCCGUCGCUUCCUGGAAUACUGCAAUCCAUACUACGAGAAGCUUCUUGCCAAUCAGCCGGAUCCCGCCGCAGAUGCAACGGACGAUGAUUCACGUGCUAUUCGGUAUGCCAAAGAGCACUACGAGUGUUUCUAUGAGAUUAGAGACAUUUGGCGCAUCAUCACUUGGCUGCCGCCACUUGGAAAAGAGAAUGACGGGUAG